UGCCAACCUACCAAUGAUAAAGCAGCUGUGUCUUCCUACACAUCUCUGAUAGUCUCAGUUGAUAGUUAGGACAGACAUCGACUAAGUUCAGUAAAGAAAACCUGAAAUUCCCGUGAAGUAAGGUGGAAACUGAAAAUAGGGUUUGGAAUUUCUAUCACUAAACCGAUACCUUUUUGAACAGUUUCGUUUUAUUGAAGUAGUUUGUUGUUGAUUACAAGUUUUCCUAUAAUGGAGCACGAGAUCCGUCGUGAAAUUGCCCUGCGCGUUUGUGAGGAGGCGCGCUUCUGAGCACAUGUUUCUCUUUGAAGAUAACAUGCUUUUCUUCCGGGAAUAUGGGAAUGUGGGAAUGGGAAGAGGAAAUUCCACAACAGGAUGUGGAUCACCGCAGGCUCAGCCCCCAGUCUGCAGAGUAGAGCUGUUUCGCGCUGACAGAGUGCAGUCGUGGUGAUCUAUCGGUGUGUUUUAUGCUACAGAGAGAUAUGGACACGGUGUGUGUGCGUUUGCUUCAACUGCUCCUCGUGACUGUGGUGUCUUCUCAAAAUGAGAACGAAGUCCUGAAACAGACACUCACAACCAUAUCCAAGAGUGAGAUUGACAAUGCAGUUUCCAAUCUGACUGAGACCAAGCAAGACUUGACAACAUCUGCCCCAUCCACAUCCCCACCCCACUCCACUGCUGCUUUUAGUUGUCCUGGAAACCAGGUGAAAGGGGAGGGUGGGAACUGCUCCUGUCCAGAAGGCUUCUCCCUAAAAGACACAGAAGAAUGUCAAGAUGUGAAUGAGUGUGACAGGAUGGAACCUGGGCCUUGUGGUUUCCAUGCCAACUGCACGAAUAUGCCAGGCUCCUAUCUCUGCCACUGUUUCCGUGGUUUCCUGAAGGGCCCAGGAGGAUGUGAGGACAUAGAUGAGUGUGCUCUAGCUGCAGUGACAGGGCUCCAGGCCUGUGGGGGUGGUGCCACCUGUAAGAACACCCUUGGCUCAUUCUCCUGUGCCUGUCCAGUGGGACACGUGCUGGCCCUGGAUGGAAAGACCUGCGUGGAUGUUGAUGAGUGCAGCUUUGAGGAGCGCUGUCGGAGGGAGUUUGGGAAUGUGUGUGUCAACACAGAAGGAAGUUACAGGUGUGAGUGUAUCACUGGCUUUAAAGAGGACUCCUCUGCCUGCAUAGGUGGCUACUGUCUGGGCUACAAAGUGUGUACAGAUGCGGAUGAGUGCAGUGAGAUCCCAGACGUGUGUGCUGGCGAGGGUGUUUGUCAGAACACUCUGGGCAGCUACAAAUGCGUGUGCCAGCAGGGGUACCGUGGCAACGGCACACACUGUGAAGAUGUCAACGAGUGUAUGUCCGGUGACCAUGGGUGUGAUGUACACGCUCGCUGUGGGAAUGUUAUUGGCUCGUACUUCUGCCAGUGUCACCAAGGUUACGUUGGUGAUGGACAGUCUUGCUUCGAUGUUGAUGAGUGUACCCUUCAAAACGGUGGAUGUGCGCAUACCUGCACCAACCAGAUAGGAUCUUACAGCUGCAGCUGCAACAGUGGAUAUACACUGACAGAAACUCUACACAACUGUGCAGAUGUGGAUGAGUGUGCUCAGAGCAAUGUGUGUGAUCAGACCUGCUCUAACACACUUGGCUCCUUCUCCUGCUCCUGCCAACAAGGUUACCAGCUCCACAUUGACAGCCACACCUGUGUGGAUAUUGAUGAGUGUGAGCUGGAGAAUGCUGGCUGCUCUCAUGAGUGCAGAAACACACCUGGUGGAUACACCUGCCACUGCCCUGCCCCUUUACUGCUUGGCCGAGACAACUCCACCUGCGUCAAUGUGUCAUCCUGCGCACUGAGGAAUGGGGGAUGUGACCACUCCUGUUCAAUGGGGCCUGAGGGGCAUGUCCAGUGUAGCUGCAAAGCAGGAUGGGAACUGGAGUCUGAUGCGCGGACUUGUCGAGAUAUAGAUGAGUGUGUUCUGUUUGGAGGAGGCUGUGAGCAGGUGUGUGUGAACCUCCCUGGUGGUUUUAAUUGUAGCUGCAAGGAAGGAUAUGAGCCGCGGACCGACCAGCCAAAUAAAUGCCAGCCGGUGUGUGAAAUUCCAUGUCUGAACUCCGGUGUGUGUGUGGCCCCUGACACCUGUGACUGCCCCGCUGGCUACCCCGGGUCUGGCUGCUCAGCUAUGUGCUCCCCACCCUGUGCACAUGGAGGCACCUGCAUGCGCUGGAACAUGUGUCACUGCCCUGAGGGAUGGACUGGCCAAGGCUGCCAUACAGCGAUGUGUUCAUUACCGUGUGCCAACGGGGGGCGAUGUGUGUCUCCUGACGUGUGUCAGUGUCCCUCUGACUACACCGGCCCUCAGUGCCUCACCGCUAUGUGUACCCCACCCUGUCAGAAUGAGGGACGGUGUGUCGACAUCAACAAAUGUAGCUGCACUGGAGGAUGGCAGGGAACCCGCUGCCAAAUAGAGCCUGUUCGGUGCCUUAAAGGUUGCCAAAAUGGUGGUGUGUGUGUGGGAGUCAACCGCUGCAGAUGUCCAGCUGGAUUCGUUGGAACGUUUUGUGAGAAUGCGGUUAUGACCCCCUGUGUUCCCCCCUGUCAGCAUGGAGGCACCUGCUCUCCUCACAACAUCUGUAGUUGCCCCCAUGGCACCAACGGGGGGCGCUGUGAGAAGCUUAUAUGUCCCGUGAUGACUAUGGUGGUCAGUACCACACGAGGAGUCAGAAAACCAACCAGGGAGAGCUAUAUGGACCGCUGUGGACCACUAGGAGUGCAUCUCUGCACCAAAUACAGGAUAAAUCAGGCACGGGUUUACUUGCAAGCCUACAGAGUGGGAUACAAGAUCCAGUGUCCAGAGAAAGGAGGAUGAGCCUAAAGAUGUAUUUACUAUUGUUAUAUGCCUUAAUACAGUGGUUCCCAAACUUUUUACAGUCCCGUACCCCUUCAGACAUUUAAUCUCCAGCUACGUACCACCCCCCACCCCUGGGGGUACG
Clupea harengus (Atlantic herring) is the source of this 2967-nucleotide messenger RNA. RefSeq lists its product as uncharacterized. NCBI's taxonomy places the organism in Eukaryota, Metazoa, Chordata, Actinopteri, Clupeiformes, Clupeidae. Gene Ontology annotation, molecular function: calcium ion binding. The record is from RefSeq and is a predicted model, not a curated record.